AUGAAUUGUCGAUAAAAUUAAAUUGGAUUGAAUGGAAUGGAGUUAUUGUAUAAUUGCUUUGGAUAAGCUACUUAGUUAGAAACAGUAAACCUAAUUCUGGAUAUGUAAUUAAUGUAUAAAAAAUUAGUAAUCCAUUAGGUGA
This is a messenger RNA of Paramecium sonneborni, 142 nucleotides long. The record is from the annotation of a GenBank genome assembly. Lineage: Eukaryota; Ciliophora; Oligohymenophorea; Peniculida; Parameciidae.